Messenger RNA from Symbiodinium natans, 2016 nucleotides. The record is from the annotation of a GenBank genome assembly. NCBI's taxonomy places the organism in Eukaryota, Dinophyceae, Suessiales, Symbiodiniaceae.
AUGGAGCGAGUAGCACUUGUUUCUGGCACGCCGGGCGAGUCCAACAGCAACCCGGUGAUCCAAGCAGACGCUUUGCAGUGCAGCGAGACGGACGGCGCUGUCGACGAGGCGUGGGUCUUGGGCUUCACGCCGAGUGCGGUUAGGCGAGAAGCAGAAGAGCAGAGGCUUGCCACGCGUAGAGUCUUCAGGUUGAAGACCCCAGAAGGUUUGAUCAAGACCUUCAUACGGUGGAAGCCUUUCAGGCGCUCGCCUGGUCUUACUGAUGGAGAGGCGGUUGAAGCAGACUCGGAGUUCAACUCCGCGCAGGUUCUUUCACUGCUCUACCGCUGCGCUUACCAAGCGGUCCUACCCAGGACGAGCGUCGACCUGGCAGAGGAGUUUAGAGACUUGGACCUCUUGUGCCAGAGACAUUCGGUGCUGUCAUUGUCUCUUCACGGUGGAGUUGUGGAAAAGGUUACCGCCCUCCAUGAUCCAUCGAAAAGCCAUCGCCUCUACGAGGUUUGGCCACAAUUGACAGGAGGGUUGGCUCCAAUUCCCAUCGAGAGCAUUGUCACCUACUUCGGCAUCCAUACUGCCGAGUAUUUCGCCUUCCUGCACGAGUACGCGACGUGGCUACUGCUGCCUGCCGUUCUGGGCAUUGCAGUGCAGGUCGCACUGAGCUUCGGACACGACGAGCUCAAUGAGGUCACGGAGCGCCACAUCUCUCAGGCGUUCAUGGUCUUCAUGUCGGUGUGGACGACGGCCUUCAUCGAGCACUGGAAGCGCUGCCGUGCAGGGCUUCACUACCAGUAUGGUGCCAGGCAGGAGGACCGCCAAGCGGAAGCAGAGUGUGAGGCUCCUGCUGCAUACUGCGUUGAGAGCAAGCGUCUAGAGCGGGUGUUCGCUGACUCGCCUCUUCCUGCAGAUUCAGACUCCCAGGUGCCCACCCCAUCGAAGGACCAGGAGCAGGGCUUGGCCGGGCUGCUGAUCUUGUUUCGAUUCCUCCGCACUGUGGUGGCGAUGAGCUGUUUGGCCGCUGCUGUCUCCGGCAUCGUGUAUCUGCUACUCCGACUCGGCGAGGUUGCCGAGCAAGAAUCGGAUAACCUCAUCAUUCAGAAUGCGCCUGUUGUCAUCUACCUGAUCGUGGUGAGCCUGAUGGAGAGGCUCUAUCAGAAGGGGGUGUCAUCCCUUGUGCAGAUGGAGCACCAUGUCUCGUAUGCUGAGCAUUUGAAGUCCCUCAUGUCGAAGACACUCUUCUUCCAGCUGGUCAACUACUUGGGCUGGUUCCUGUACGUUGCCUUCUGUAUUCAAGACUUAGAGUACCUCAGAUCCCAGCUUUUCAUCUUCAUGACGGUGAAGCAGGCGGUUGCAGUCGCACAAGAGGUGCUGCUGCCCGUCCUCUUGCAGCGAUUCCGAAGAUGGCAGGGGAAAACUACCCGAGCUUCCAGCAAGGAACAGGACGCGCCUGCGGCCACACCCAAGACUGGAAGGAGGUGUGCCUCACUACGAAGACUUGGAAGCUGUGCAGUGCUGGGUGACGGCACUUCGUUGGAGCGGGACGUUGGCCGGCAGCUGACCCUAGACAAGACCGACCUCUGUACGGAGUACCAGCAGCUAGUUGUUCUCUUUGCACUCACAAGCUCAUUUGCUAUCGCCUUUCCUUGCGGCCCACUGCUCGCUUUACUGCACAGCUACGUUUCAAGGCGUACAGAUGGGUACAAGUUCCUUAUGGUCAACAUGCUCUCAGCGCCUAGCGCAGCUGACGGGGUCAUCUCCGAUACCUGGGUGGAAGUCUUGGAGGCCCUCUCGGUUAUGUCGGUCAUGUGCAACGUGGCGGUGUUGGCCGUGUCUGGGAGCAGGUGGACCGCACUGUCUCUAGCGGCACUUGAGCACGGGCUGCUGAUCUUCAAGGCUUACCUUGCCUGGAGCGUUCCCGAUCAGCCUGAGUGGAUUCGUCGAGAAGAUGCCGCGUUUCAGGAGCUGUCCAGAUACAACGACAGGCUCAAGGACCAGAAGAAUGAGGCGAAGAAGCUGUGA